Molecule: messenger RNA, 2512 nt
Organism: Chrysochloris asiatica (Cape golden mole)
Lineage: Eukaryota; Metazoa; Chordata; Mammalia; Afrosoricida; Chrysochloridae
Gene: SCP2
Product: sterol carrier protein 2
Exons: 16
Coding region: 1-1599 (532 amino acids)
Molecular function (GO): acyltransferase activity, transferring groups other than amino-acyl groups
Source: RefSeq, a predicted model, not a curated record
AUGCUCAUGAGGUGGUUGUGGAAGUUUUUAAAGCCUGGAGAUCAGAAUUCAAGAGACUAUCCUGACAUGGCAAAAGAAGCAGGCCAGAAGGCUUUGGCUGAUGCACGGAUCCCGUAUACAGCAGUGGAACAGGCAUGUGUUGGAUAUGUUUAUGGUGACUCUACCUGUGGGCAGAGAGCUAUCUAUCACAGUUUGGGAUUGACUGGAAUUCCUAUAAUCAAUGUCAACAAUAAUUGUGCUACGGGUUCUACUGCUUUGUUUAUGGGCCGGCAACUGAUUCAGGGAGGUAUAGCAGAUUGUGUCUUGGCUCUUGGGUUUGAGAAGAUGGAGUUGGGAUCCCUUGGAUCAAAAUUUUCAGAUAGGACCAAUCCAAUUGAUAAACAUGUUGGAGUCUUGAUCAAUAAAUAUGGAAUAACUUCACACCCACUGGCUCCUCAGAUGUUUGGAUAUGCUGGAAAAGAGCACAUGGACAAAUAUGGGACAAAAAUUGAACACUUUGCAAAAAUUGGGUGGAAAAAUCAUAAACAUUCAGUUAACAACCCAUAUUCCCAGUUCCAGAAGGAAUACAGCUUAGAUGAUGUGAUGAAGUCUCGAAAAAUUUUUGAAUAUUUGACUAUCUUACAAUGUUGCCCCACUUCUGAUGGUGCUGCAGCAGCAAUUUUGGCUAGUGAAUCAGUUGUACAGAAAUAUGGCCUGCAAUCCCAAGCUGUGGAAAUUUUGGCACAAGAGAUGGUGACUGAUUUUCCAAGCUCAUUUGAAGAAAAAAGCAUUAUUAAACUGGUUGGUUUCGAUAUGAGUAAAGAAGCUGCCAGAAAGUGCUAUGAGAAAUCUGGCCUAAGACCAAAUGAUAUUGAUGUAAUAGAACUUCAUGAUUGCUUUUCCAGCAAUGAACUCCUUACUUAUGAAGCAUUGGGACUCUGUCCAGAAGGACAAGGUGGAAAGCUGAUUGAUAGAGGAGAUAAUACUUAUGGAGGAAAGUGGGUCAUAAAUCCUAGUGGUGGAUUGAUUUCAAAAGGACACCCACUGGGCGCUACAGGUCUGGCUCAGUGUGCUGAACUCUGCUGGCAACUAAGAGGGGAAGCCGGAAAAAGGCAAGUUCCUGGUGCAAAGGUUGCUCUGCAGCAUAAUUUAGGCAUUGGCGGAGCUGUCGUUGUAACGCUGUACAAGAUGGGUUUUCCUGAAGCUGUCAGUUCUUUUAGAACUCAUCACAUUGAGGCUGCUCCAACCAGUUCUGCAGUUGAUGGAUUUAAGGCAGAUCUUGUCUUUAAAGAGAUUGAGAAGAAGCUUGAAGAGGAAGGGGAGCAGUUUGUGAAGAAAAUCGGUGGCAUUUUUGCCUUCAAGGUGAAGGAUGGCCCUGGGGGUAAAGAGGCCACCUGGGUGGUAGACGUGAAGAAUGGCAAAGGAUCAGUACAUCCUAACUCAGAUAAGAAGGCUGACUGUACUAUCACAAUGGCUGACACGGACUUACUGGCCUUAAUGACCGGCAAAAUGAAUCCUCAGUCGGCCUUCUUUCAAGGCAAAUUGAAAAUCACUGGCAACAUGGGUCUGGCUAUGAAGUUACAAAGCCUUCAGCUUCAACCCGGCAAAGCUAAACUGUGAAGAACUCUCUCUGGCUACUUCUGAAAAUCAAAAUGAGACAUAGAAAUAUAUCCAGCCAUAUAUUUCAGUGUCAGAAAUUAGACAGAAACUAAGCACUGGCAAAUGGUGGGGAUAGAUUUGUUUUUAAAUGAGUGUGACCAACCCUGUUUUUCCUAAGUGGGGCCUGGCGGUGUACUUCUGCUUUGCUGAACUGUAUACAACUGUGCAUUACAAAGCUAAUACAGUAAUUAUGGUUUGAGCUAACAUUGAGUUUCAGAAAUAAACUUAGUAACAGUAAAAUCCCAAAACUAUGUAAACAGAAGCCUCCAUUUUGCUUACAAAGUGUAUUUAAAGAUUAUUCUGCUGAAGAUUCAAUUUAAAGAGUUUUUCUUGGUAGAAACUAGGAAAGAAACAGAACACUAGUAGCUGACCAGUAAUUAGUGUUGUACACUUACUGACCGGACUCUAUUUUCCACUAAUAAUUUUUCAAAUUCUGUGCUAAGAUGUUUUUUUAAAUACUUGAAAAAUUUGCAUUUUAUGCACUUGAAAUGGUAUUUUCCUCCCAAAUCAAAAUAAAAGAAAUAAGAAAAAAUAUCUAUAGCUGAACAUAGACCUUUUUUUUAAAUAAAUAAAAAUAUUCUAGAAAUAGAUUUCUUUCUUAAAAAAUCAGUGUAUUUGAGUCAUAAAACAAGUAUUGUGGAAAAUAGCUGCAGAAAUGAAAUUUGCUUUAAGAUGCACAGUUUUCAAAUUAUAAUCUAUUAAUUUAAUUAAAUAUAUAAAAUUCUCAGUUGUUAUAAUUCUCCUUUUAGUAUACAUUUAGUUUAAUUGCUUAUCUUCAUUUAUCUUUCCCUGGUAUUUCUAAUGCUGAUUUCUUAUCAUGAUAUAUAGGGUAAAAUAAUGCUUUUGGAAGAAUAUUUAAUAGAAAAUUAAAAUA